This is a messenger RNA of Toxorhynchites rutilus septentrionalis, 977 nucleotides long. RefSeq lists its product as uncharacterized. The coding region runs from base 215 to 850 and encodes 211 amino acids. The transcript is spliced from 4 exons. NCBI's taxonomy places the organism in Eukaryota, Metazoa, Arthropoda, Insecta, Diptera, Culicidae. The record is from RefSeq and is a predicted model, not a curated record.
UUCUGACAGCACGAAUGUGGGUGAAAGAUUUCAGAAACAUUCCCUGAUUGUUUUUCUCUAAUUUGUUUUGAUUACACAAAAUAUUACGCAUCUACGCAUCUUACAGAUCAAUGUGGCUUUGUUUAUAUGGUUGGAAUAACGUAGAUCUGCAUUUAACCGGACGUGUUUCCGUUCGUACGAUUGUAGUGCUCACAUUUGCAGAACUUUUGUGAGAAUGAAUGAUUACUUGUGGGAAUUCGCACAGAAGCUUCCAAGCGAUAAUCACUUCCAGCUUGUACUCAAAUCAGCAUUAUCCGUAAGAGCUUGUGGUGCCACAGAUCUGGAUAAAACCAAUAACAAAUGGAUGUGUCGGAAGUGCAAAACACUGUGGAUGCAUGGACAAUUUCAAGUAGAGGAAAUACCUGCUACGGAAAAGCUUUCUGGAUUAGUGGAAAAACUAGAAAAUAAACCAUGCUGUAAUAAGAAACAGCAAAAUUUUAAGAAUUACCUAGAAAGCAGAAAACGAACAGUUGUUAAAUACACCUGCAAACUUUGCUCGUACAAAACACGUAUUGCGUUAAAAGCGGAAAGCAAUGCUCGACCGUUGGUAGGCCAAAGCAAGAAGGAAGUUCCCACUGUGGUUGCUGCAAGUAGCGGCAACAAAAAGAAACGCAAACACAAACGUGAUCCAACAGCAGGACUCACAAUACCGACGGCGGUGGCUGAUUCCCGUGCUGCUGGCAAGUUUAAACAACCAACAGCAUUCAAUAACAAGCAAUCCAGUCAACUUCACGCUCUGGCAGCUAGGCUAAAACAGAAAUCAAAUGGAGCAAUGCAAACGAUCGAUCGAUUGAAACUAUUGUUAAAGUAGGAUUCAUUUUACUUUAUUCAUGUUAUAUCUUCAAAUAAACAAACACAGGACAGUGGAACAAUCAACGAUGAGAUUGUGUGAUUAUGACAAUAAAUAGUACCAAUGACAAAAAAUAUAUUAUAAAAAA